Molecule: messenger RNA, 1736 nt
Organism: Folsomia candida
Lineage: Eukaryota; Metazoa; Arthropoda; Collembola; Entomobryomorpha; Isotomidae
Product: probable glutamate receptor
Exons: 8
Coding region: 279-1736 (485 amino acids)
Source: RefSeq, a predicted model, not a curated record
UUUAAAGUGAUUAUAGUGCUUGUUUGCAGAUAUUGUGAUGUGCAUGAUUUUGAAAAAAAUUAAUUGGAAGCAUGGGAACAUUGUGGAAACAAUUUUCUGCGAUUUAUUUUUCACUUAUGAAAAUUUCCGACGAAAUUGUUCCUAUAGAAUGUGAUAAAUUAAAAAUAAUUCAAUCUUUGUCAUGUUAAGUAAUAAAAUUCGUGGAAAUCUGUUAAUAAGCAGAACUUAUAUUUAAAAAAGUGCUUAAUGAUAAAAUUUAAAACUUGGACGGGCUCAGGAUGGAAGAAGACUUGUCUGGAGUGGUUAUCAGAGUUUCGGCAGUGGACUCGAAUGAUGAGAAAUUUAUUGCGAAAUUGGAAACCGUGGGGAAUCAUUCGGAAUUUGUGGGGGGAUUUUUUGUCGAGAUUUUACACUAUUUAAGGGACGCGUUACAUUUUAGUAUCGUUGCUGUUCCUGGGCAAGAAUUUAUCACAGAUUUGAACGGAACGACGGUGGGUGGGACGGGGGCAAAGUUACUGAACGAUGAGGUCGAUCUCGUCAUAGCGUCGUCGUACAUGUUAAGAUACAGAAUAAAACACUUAAGCCCCACACUUCCCGUAAAUAUAGACAAAAUAAUGGUUUGGUUUCGACCCCCAAGAAAGUAUGUGAUGGAGGACGGAUUUAUCACACCAUUCUCGACGCCAGCAUGGUUCGGCUUAAUUUCCCUGCUAGCAAUUAUUGUCACGUGUGCCGUCCUAGUUUCCAGAAUAGAUGCACGUCUUCGACCUGAGGAGAAAAAGUGUGGGAAUAACUUCUGGAUUUUUGGAGCAUUUUAUCAAAGAGGGUGUAAGAAGACGCCUGCUCGGUUCCCGCAUCGACUUGUAUUCAUCCAGGCAUUGACAUCUUUCUGGAUUGUUUACACGAUUUACUCGGCCUCCGUUCUUUCAAGAUUGACCGUGUCGUACAACCCUUUCACCACAUUUGCGAAGAUACUUAAAGCCAACUUCAAAAUAUUGGCGAAUCCCUUGACGUCUACGUUUUUUGAGAAAAACUUAGAGGUAACGUGGCGAAGCACGUUCGUCAGUAAGAUGGAUUCCGUGUGGAAAAUUAUGCAAGGAGGUUACGCCUUCGUUACAUCGCAGGAUGCCGUCGGAGUGGCGGCGAGACGAUGGAAUUUUACAGAUUGGCAAAUCUGCGAAUUUAUUUCAGCCGUCCCCUUCGAUAAUUUGGUUAUUCCGUUAGCGUUCUACACCAGGAAGGAGUAUCCAUACAAGGAGGCCAUUAAUAGAAAAUUGAUAAAAUCGAUGGAAAACGGAUUACACAAUCGAUUAAGGAAGGACUUUGAACGGAACACGUAUCCAGUUUGUGUCCCCAUUUACAAAAUGAAAGUGGAAUCCAUCACAUUUUCAGAAAUUUAUUCAGCAUUUUUCAUCAUUCUGGUUGCUGAUAUGCUCGCGUUGGUGGGCUUGUUGGGAGAAAAGUGCAGUUUAGACAUCUUGGCCUCACCUGAAACAUAUCUAGAUUUCUUGGAGUUGGAUUAUCAGCGUUUUGGAUGGGAAAUCGGGAAGCUGCUGAGCGGUGCAAUAGAUGCUGCCAUUGCUUGGACCUUGAUUCCAAGGAGGUCCGUUUUUUCAACUUGGGAAAGGCUGAACCGACAGCAGCAUCAAGGAAUGGAAGCUUUUUCUGUGCGUUGCAGAGCUUCUGGUCAUCGUGGGGUGUAUGUGAAUUCUCUCGAGAAAACCUUUUUUCCAGGGUAA